GGAGUGGUCGCCGCCGGUGUGCGGGAAAGUAAGUCUUAUGGCUACACCAUGACGUCCAUAGGGACCCUUGCCUUCGACAAAUAUGGGCGUCCUUUCCUCAUUAUCAAGGACCAAGAACGCAAGACUCGUCUUAUGGGACUUGAGGCCCUCAAGUCACAUAUAAUGGCAGCCAAGGCUGUAGAAAAUACGAUGAGAACAUCACUUGGACAAAAUGGCCUGGAUAAGAUGAUGGUAGACAAGGACGGCGAUGUGACUGUGACCAAUGAUGGGGCCACUAUUUUAAGCAUGAUGGAUGUUGACCAUCAGAUUGCCAAGUUGAUGGUUGAGCUGUCCAAGUCCCAGGAUGAUGAAAUUGGAGAUGGGACCACAGGCGUGGUUGUCCUGGCUGGUGCCUUACUGGAAGAAGCCGAGCAGUUGCUCGACCGGGGCAUUCACCCCAUCAGAAUCGCCGACGGCUAUGAGCAGGCUGCCCGCAUUGCCACUGAGCACCUGGACAAGAUCAGCGCCAGUGUCUUUGUGGACAUAAAGGAAACUGAACCCCUCAUUCAGACGGAAAAAACCACACUGGGCUCCAAAGUGUAUAACAGCUGCCACCGACAAAUGGCCAAGAUCGCUGUGAACGCGGUGCUCACUGUGGCCGACAUGGCGCGAAGAGAUGGGGACUUUGAGCUCAUCAAAGUGGAAGGCAAAGUGGGUGGGGGGCUGAAGGACACCAAGCUGAUCAAGGGCGUGAUCGUGGAUAAGGAUUUCAGUCACCCGCAGAUGCCCAAGAAAGUGGAGAACCCCAAGAUCGCCAUUCUCACGUGUCCAUUCGAACCACCUAAGCCAAAGACAAAGCACAAGCUGGAUGUGACCUCAGUGGAGGACUACAAAGCCCUUCAGAAGUACGAGAAGGAGAAGUUUCAAGAGAUGAUCCAGCAGAUUAAAAACACUGGUGCUAACCUCGCUAUUUGCCAGUGGGGCUUUGACGAUGAAGCAAAUCAUCUACUUCUUCAGAACAGCCUCACCAUUUUCAUCAGGGGAGGGAAUAAGAUGAUCAUCGAGGAAGCAAAACGAUCCCUUCACGACGCAUUGUGUGUUAUCCGAAACCUCAUCCGGGACAACCGCGUAGUGUACGGUGGAGGCGCUGCAGAAAUAUCCUGUGCACUGGCCGUGAGCCAGGAGGCAGACAAAUGUCCGACCUUGGAGCAGUACGCCAUGCGCGCAUUCGCAGAUGCGCUCGAGGUCAUCCCCAUGGCCCUGGCCGAGAACAGUGGCAUGAACCCCAUCCAGACCAUGACCGAGGUCCGCGCCCGGCAGGUGAAGGAGGCCAACCCCGCGCUCGGCAUCGACUGUCUGCACAAGGGCACAAACCACAUGAAGCAACAACAUGUCAUAGAAACCUUGAUUGGCAAAAAGCAACAGAUCUCUCUCGCUACACAAAUGGUUAGAAUGAUUUUGAAGAUUGACGAUAUCCGUAAGCCUGGAGAAUCUGAAGAGUGAAGAGAAUUUUAGAGUAAGAUGCAGUAGCGAGACCCACUGCUUGAUGAAGUGGAUGGG
Messenger RNA from Octodon degus (degu), 1539 nucleotides. Its product is annotated as T-complex protein 1 subunit epsilon-like. Gene Ontology annotation, cellular component: chaperonin-containing T-complex. The transcript has 2 exons. Bases 49 to 1482 code for a protein of 477 amino acids. Gene Ontology annotation, biological process: protein folding. NCBI's taxonomy places the organism in Eukaryota, Metazoa, Chordata, Mammalia, Rodentia, Octodontidae. The record is from RefSeq and is a predicted model, not a curated record. Gene Ontology annotation, molecular function: ATP binding; ATP hydrolysis activity; ATP-dependent protein folding chaperone.